Zingiber officinale is the source of this 2047-nucleotide messenger RNA. RefSeq lists its product as uncharacterized. The transcript has 2 exons. The record is from RefSeq and is a predicted model, not a curated record. The coding region runs from base 188 to 1816 and encodes 542 amino acids. NCBI's taxonomy places the organism in Eukaryota, Viridiplantae, Streptophyta, Magnoliopsida, Zingiberales, Zingiberaceae.
GAAAGGGGAGUGAGAGUAUCACAUCUUCCACCUCGCCUCUGCCGAGAGAGAGAGGCCGACAGAUCCGUGCCGGCUGACGUCCAGAUAAUCCGGCACCGACCGUCGGCAAACACCAGAUCCCGUACGCUUUCUGUGACGCUACAUUGGGUUGUACUUUCUCGGAUUGGAGGAGACGCUUGCGGGCGAGAUGGGAGUUUUGGGGGAGGGUUCGAGGUGGUGCUUCUGCUCGGGCGGGGGGAGAUCCGAGAGGAUGAAGGACAGCAUAUUCUCGUCCAAAGGCCUCGCGCUCGCGUCCAUCUCCGUCGCCGGAGGCGGGGGCGGCGGCGCAGGCACUGGUUUCCUCAUCCACCGUAACCUCCUACUCACAACGCAUGCCCGUCUCCCUUCUGCUGCGGUGGCUGAGGCGGCCGAGAUCCAACUCUUCCGUGGCUGCGCUGUUGGCCGCCUCGUCCCUCAGAGAUUUUUCAUAACGAGCUCCGUUCUCGAUCUUACUAUAGUGGGACUUGAUAUACUGGAUGACGAUUCGACCUCACAGGUGCAACAACCCUUUCACUUGAAGAUCUGCUGCCACCCGAAUCUAGAUUUGGGCAAUUUGGUUUACCUAUUAGGGCACACAAUGAAAAAGGAGCUGAAGAUUGGCGAAGCAAAAAUAGUUGUAGCGACCGAUAAUCUCAUAAAGUUGUCUACAGAUGGUGUGCCAUGGUGCCCUGGAUCUGCUGGUUUUGAUGUUCAAGGCAAUUUAGCUUUCAUGAUAUGUGAUCCCAUGAAACUUGCAUCGUCUCCCACCAGAAGAUCGCCUCCAUCUUCUUCGACAGCUUUGUCACUGAAGAAGGAUACUUCCACCCAAUUUGGGAUUCCCAUUUCGGUCAUAUGCAAUUGGUUGUAUCAGCAUUGGGAGGGCAGUUUGGAUGAGGUUAGCAAGCCCAAGUUGCCUGCAGUUCAGUUGAUGUCUACGGGACUGAAGACACGGCGUGUCUCCAAAGUACCUGAGGAGGUGAAUGAGGCUAUCACGCUAUCCCCACCUGCAGACCGAAAAUAUAGACAUCAACUUGGGCCAAGUUGCUCGUCAAACUCUAAUGCUAUAUUUUGCCCUGACGAAGACCUGGUUAUGGACUUGGAUUGUAUCCAUGACCAGGGGAUUCCUACUCCAGAGAUUUUCGAAUCGCCAAAACUAAUUCCUGGACCGAUUCAAAAGAAGGAACGAGCUCCGGUGCAGCUCUUGGACAUCAACUUCCCUCCCAAGGUCUCAAGGUCGAUCGUUUUACCUCUGCCACUUAAAAAAUUAACUGACCAAAACAAUGUCAAAGAGCCUACAAUUGCAAAGAGAGAAAACAAGUUUUCAUCCGACAAUGCAUCGCAAGUGAAUGUUAAACCAGAAUAUAAGCUCCCACCUGUUGGUACUUGGCAAGAUCACUGCAGUGACAUGCACUCCUCUUCAUCUCCAGAGGCAUUGAACGAGUGGGAGCAUUGUAGUAGCGAGAAGCAAACCAUGUACUCGGCUGAGACAAUGGAGAGUAGAAAUAUACCCAGUGCCAAAGAAACCAAGCUUCAACAGGUGGGCAGGAGCAGAAGCUGUGUCAACUACAGCAGAUGGUCCUCAACGACAACAUCAGCAUCCAAAGCUGCCGUGCAGAAGCAGCACCUUGCCUCGCAAACUGCAAGGAAGACACGAUCGCAAACAUCAGUGUCGGCACAAGGGAUCCAUGAGUAUUACAACCCAACCGUCUCAUCGAGCAUGAAGAAGCAGAACAAUUCGGUGAAUCAGAGGAAGCUGCCUCAAACUGCUGCUCAUACGUCUCCAAAAUGGAAUUUUUGACCAUUUGUUGACAAAGAGAAAUGAGAACCACCACUCGCCGCUGUUCAGUGAAGCAGGAGCUUAGUUGUGUUGCAUCUGCGAAUAUAGUAACUAAAUUCUGUUCUGAAUUUGUAUGGGCUAGUGUUGUAUUGAAGAAGUCAACAGAUCCAAAAUUAGAAUGUAACAUUUUGUGUUGAAGAACAAACUGUUGUGCGAUAAAUAUAGUUCAAAACCAUAAAAAAUAAUUAUUAA